CGCUCUCUCCAUGCUUCUUCUUCUUCACCUCUAACCCGUGCAGUUCUUCCACAGUCUGCUAUAACCGCCGUUGAUCCGCCGCGGAGUUUCCAGUGAAGCGGGUGUAGUGUGGUGUGACUGAUGGCUACUAUAACUGCCUCACACUUUGUUUCUCAUGUCUGUGGGGGUGGGGGUGCCACUUCUGGAGAAUCAAAAGUGGGGUUGGGUCAAUUAGCCCUGAGGAGCCAAGCUGUGACUCACAAUGGGUUGAGAUCUGUGAACAAGAUUGACAUGUUACAAUUGAGGACCAGUGCCAAGAAACCCAGCAAAAAUGGGAGGAAAAAUGAGGGUGGAAUGGCAGCAGGGACUAUUGUGUGUAAACAACAAGGAGGGAUGAACUUGAUCUUUGUGGGAUGUGAGGUGGGUCCCUGGUGCAAAACUGGUGGACUUGGAGAUGUUCUUGGAGGAUUGCCACCAGCCUUGGCUGCACGCGGGCAUAGGGUUAUGACAGUGUGUCCCCGUUAUGACCAGUACAAAGAUGCUUGGGAUACCUGUGUGAUUGUUGAGCUACAAGUUGGAGACAGAAUUGAACCUGUCCGAUUCUUCCAUUCAUACAAACGUGGAGUUGAUCGUGUUUUUGUGGAUCAUCCUAUGUUCCUGGAGAAGGUUUGGGGAAAAACGGAAUCUAAGCUCUAUGGCCCCAUGGCUGGGAAAGAUUACAAGGACAACCAGUUGCGGUUCAGUUUGUUGUGCCAAGCAGCACUUGAGGCACCGAGAGUUUUGAAUCUUAACUCCAGCGAAUACUUCACUGGACCUUAUGGUGAGGAUGUUGUUUUCAUUGCCAAUGAUUGGCACACCGCUCUCCUUCCGUGCUAUCUGAAAAGCAUGUACCAGUCGCAAGGAAUCUACAUGAACGCCAAGGUUGCUUUCUGCAUUCACAACAUCGCCUACCAAGGCAGAUUCGCCUCUUCAGACUUUUCUCUUCUGAAUCUGCCUGACGAGUACAAGGGCUCUUUUGAUUUUAUUGACGGGUAUGAGAAGCCGGUGAAGGGGAGAAAGAUAAACUGGAUGAAAGCUGGAAUACGUGAAGCGGAUAGGGUUGUUACUGUGAGCCCAAACUACGCCAAGGAGCUUGUUUCUAGCGUUUCGAAGGGCGUGGAAUUGGAUACCCAUAUCCGAGACUGUGGCAUCACUGGUAUUUGUAAUGGAAUGGAUACCCAAGAGUGGAACCCUGCAACCGACAAGUACCUUGCUGUUAACUAUGAUAUCACAACUGUUAUGCAAGCGAAGCCGUUGUUGAAGGAAGCUCUUCAAGCGGCAGUUGGUUUGCCGGUCGACAGGAAUGUUCCGUUGAUUGGUUUUAUUGGCAGACUUGAAGAGCAGAAAGGGUCGGACAUUCUUUAUGCUGCGAUUUCUAAGUUCAUUACAAUGGAUGUUCAGAUAGUGAUUCUCGGAACUGGGAAGAAGAAAUUUGAGCAGGAGAUUGAGCAGCUUGAAGUGAUGUAUCCGGACAAAGCUAGAGGAGUGGCAAAGUUCAACGUUCCUUUGGCUCACAUGAUUACUGCGGGUGCUGAUUUUAUGAUGAUCCCGAGCAGAUUCGAACCGUGUGGUCUCAUUCAGUUGCAUGCUAUGCGAUAUGGAACACCGUGCAUCUGUGCCUCAACUGGCGGACUUGUUGACACCGUGAAAGAAGGUUAUACAGGGUUCCACAUGGGGGAUUUCAACGUCAAGUGUGAAACUGUUGACCCAGAGGACGUGCUGAAGGUGAUAACCACUGUCGAAAGAGCACUUGCAGUGUACGGAACCCUUGCAUUCGCCGAAAUGAUCCAGAACUGCAUGUCACAAGAGCUUUCCUGGAAGGGACCUGCCAAGAAUUGGGAAACAAUGCUGUUGAACUUAGGAGUUGCUGGGAGCGAGGCCGGGGUUGAAGGAGAGGAAAUUGCGCCACUUGCAAAGGAAAACGUCGCGACUCCAUGAGAUACCAUAAGCUCGAUUAAGCUGGCAUAUGAAACUAAUAAAGUUUUAUAUAUGUUGAAAGAGCAGAGGCGUUUUGGUGGCUCUUGAGCAUUAUGAGGUGAUGAAAGGAGCCAAUGGAGGGGACUCUUUCUUUAUUGUUUUUUGGUAGUAAAUAGAGAGAGUUGAAACUAACUAGUUUGGUGUUUUAAGAUAUUGGGAACUUUGCACUUGAGCAGGCCAAAUGUAUAAUAAUAUAAAUAAACAAUAAUGGCCUCUUGUGGUUUUGUGCUUUGAUUUC
This is a messenger RNA of Ipomoea nil (Japanese morning glory), 2233 nucleotides long. Its product is annotated as granule-bound starch synthase 1, chloroplastic/amyloplastic. NCBI's taxonomy places the organism in Eukaryota, Viridiplantae, Streptophyta, Magnoliopsida, Solanales, Convolvulaceae. The transcript is spliced from 14 exons. The record is from RefSeq and is a predicted model, not a curated record. Bases 121 to 1956 code for a protein of 611 amino acids. Gene Ontology annotation, molecular function: alpha-1,4-glucan glucosyltransferase (UDP-glucose donor) activity.